This is a messenger RNA of Cylindrotheca closterium, 393 nucleotides long. NCBI's taxonomy places the organism in Eukaryota, Bacillariophyta, Bacillariophyceae, Bacillariales, Bacillariaceae. The record is from the annotation of a GenBank genome assembly.
AUGAACUCUAUGAUGCUUGCCCAACUUAUGCAGGAUAUGCAGGAUCCUGAAAUCAUGCGUGAGGCCCAAAAGAUGAUGAACGACCCUGCCUUCCAAGCGCAAAUGAAGAAAUUGACAGAAUCUCAAGGAUUCAAGCAACACAUGGAGGCUUCUCAAGAGAUGAUGAAGGACCCGGAAAAGAUGAAGGAAAUUGAAGCAAAGAUGCAAGACCGGCUGAAGGAAGGAAAUGAAAUGCUUUCCAAGUACAAGGAGCAAGAAAAGGAAUACUUGGAAAAGGAAAAGGCCGAGAAGGGAGAUGGAGAAGAAGACGGCGAGAAGAAGGCUGCCGCCAAGGAAGAGGAAACCGAAGAGGUCGAAGAUAUUCCCGAUAUUCCCAGUUUGAACUUGAACUAA